Molecule: messenger RNA, 1568 nt
Organism: Linum tenue
Lineage: Eukaryota; Viridiplantae; Streptophyta; Magnoliopsida; Malpighiales; Linaceae
Source: the annotation of a GenBank genome assembly
ACUCUCUAGCUCUCUGUCUCUGCCCUCUGCAUCUGAAAACCAAACCGGCCCGACCCCACUGCUGCCUCCAGCAUCAUCACAACACGUUCAAGAGCAAACACUCGCACUUUCAAGUUUCUAACUUCGAACAUCCAAAUUCAUGAUCUAAAUCUAAGACCAACGAUCAAUCUGGAGGGAGAAGAAGAAGAUGGCGACGGAGAGGCACGGUCAUCCGGCUUCCACUUCUCGUGAGGACGAUGCUCUGUUCCUAGACAUACUCCACGAAGCUCCUUUGUUCGGUCACCGCAAAUCCAGAUGUCUCGUCGGCGCUAUUCUCUACUCCCUUCUACUGGCAAGUUAUGCUGUUCUUGGUGCUGCGGCUCCCUAUGUCUUCCACUCUAUCAAGAAUUGGGUUCCUUCCCUGCUCUGCAGUUGUGAUGUUGUUCUUCUGAUCCUCACAGGCAUAUUCCAGCAAUAUUUUGUUUCUCAAGUCCAGAAAAUUCGGCUCCAGGGUUACUAUAGUUUCAGCCAGAAGUUGAAACAUAUUGUCCGCCUUCCAUUUGCUAUCACUGCUUAUGGAACUGGUUUGAUGGUGCUGGUCAUUGUAUGGGAUCCUCAAAUUAAAUUCCUUACAAUCCCUGCUUUACUGAGAGAUAUUGUGCAACUUACUGAGAACAUCCUGCCUUCACUGCAGAAUUAUCAUGUUGGCUGAAGCAGUAUGUGCUGCAUCCUUUAUGAGUGUUUAUAUCGGCUAUCUGCAUCAGUACAAUUCGAUAAACUCUCAGCCUGAUAUUUUGAAGUCGUUGUAUUCUCCACUUCAACAAUCAAGCCCUUUAGAAGGUUUGAGGUACCAAGAAGGUGGUAGACUUUCUGAUCAGCAAAUGGCCCUGUUGCAAUAUCAACGUGAGAAUCUACAUUUUUUGAGUGAAGAGGUUCUACGCUUGCAAGAAUGUUUAAGCAAAUAUGAGCAAUCUAGCGAUGGGAGCACACCUCAGGUUGACGUUGCACAUUUGUUGGGUGCUCGUGAACAGGAGUUAAGGACGCUCACUGCCGAGAUGAAUCAACUACAGUCUGAGCUAAAGCUUGCUCGGUCUGUGAUAGCUGAUCGGGAGUCCGAGUUCCAGAGGGUACGAGCUGCAAAUAAUCAGUACGUGGAAGAGAACGAGCGGCUGAGAGCUAUAUUAGGGGAAUGGAGCACUCGUGCUGCCAAGCUUGAGCGAGCUCUGGAGGCCGAGCGGAUAUCCAGCCUAGAAAUGCACAAGAAGCUAUCAUCCUCUCCCAGAAAUCAAUUGAAUCAGCAUGGUUUAUAACGUGCCCUAUUACUGAACGAACAAGUUACAAUCAUCCUCGUGUGAUGAACUCGAUGUGGUUUACGGAACUAAAAGCACUUGUACAUAGCCAAACAUUGUUAAUGCACUUUCAGAUAACCAUUUGUUUGUUCAAUGCAAAUACUCAUUACCAGAAGAGGAAGCCUCCCUCGAUAGGGUUACAACUUACAAGUUACAAAUAUCCUAAUAAAGUUUGAAACAUUAAAAUGUGGCUUUACAAUCGGGAAACAUUGUUCUCCUCACCCAAAAAUAGACAACCAA